Messenger RNA from Mesoplodon densirostris (Blainville's beaked whale), 1361 nucleotides. RefSeq names its product Y-box-binding protein 1-like. Lineage: Eukaryota; Metazoa; Chordata; Mammalia; Artiodactyla; Ziphiidae. Gene Ontology annotation, biological process: regulation of gene expression. Gene Ontology annotation, molecular function: nucleic acid binding. Gene Ontology annotation, cellular component: nucleus. The coding region runs from base 137 to 1111 and encodes 324 amino acids. The transcript has a single exon. The record is from RefSeq and is a predicted model, not a curated record.
UCGAUCGGUAGCGGGAGCGGAGAGCGGACCCCAGAGAGCCCUGUGCAGCCCCACCGCCGCCGCCGGCCUAGUUACCAUCACAUCCCGGGAGGAGCCGCAGCUGCCGCAGCCGGCCCCAGUCACCAUCACCGCAACCAUGAGCAGCGAGGCCGAGACCCAGCAGCCGCCCGCCGCCCCCCCCGCCGCCCCCGCCCUCAGCGCUGCCGACACCAAGCCCGGCACGACGGGCAGCGGCGCAGGGAGCGGCGGCCCGGGCGGCCUCACAUCGGCGGCGCCUGCCGGCGGGGACAAGAAGGUCAUCGCAACGAAGGUUUUGGGAACAGUAAAAUGGUUCAAUGUAAGAAACGGAUAUGGUUUCAUCAACAGGAAUGACACCAAGGAAGAUGUAUUUGUACACCAGACUGCCAUAAAGAAGAAUAACCCCAGGAAGUACCUUCGCAGUGUAGGAGAUGGAGAGACUGUGGAGUUUGAUGUUGUUGAAGGAGAAAAGGGUGCGGAGGCAGCAAAUGUUACAGGCCCUGGUGGAGUUCCAGUACAAGGCAGUAAAUAUGCAGCAGACCGUAACCAUUAUAGACGCUAUCCACGUCGCAGGGGUCCUCCACGCAAUUACCAGCAGAAUUACCAGAAUAGUGAGAGUGGGGAAAAGAAUGAGGGAUCGGAGAGUGCUCCUGAAGGCCAGGCCCAACAGCGCCGGCCCUACCGCAGGCGAAGGUUCCCACCUUACUACAUGUGGAGACCCUAUGGGCGUCGACCACAGUAUUCCAACCCUCCUGUGCAGGGAGAAGUGAUGGAGGGUGCUGACAACCAGGGUGCAGGAGAACAAGGUAGACCAGUGAGACAGAAUAUGUAUCGGGGUUAUAGACCACGAUUCCGCAGGGGCCCUCCUCGCCAAAGACAGCCCAGAGAGGACGGCAAUGAAGAAGAUAAGGAAAAUCAAGGAGAUGAGACCCAAGGUCAGCAGCCACCUCAACGUCGGUACCGCCGCAACUUCAAUUACCGACGCAGACGCCCAGAAAACCCUAAACCACAAGAUGGCAAAGAGACAAAAGCAGCCGAUCCACCAGCUGAGAAUUCGUCCGCUCCCGAGGCUGAGCAGGGCGGGGCUGAGUAAAUGCCGGCUUACCAUCUCUACCAUCAUCCGGUUUAGUCAUCCAACAAGAAGAAAUGAGUACGAAAUUCCAGCAAUAAGAAAUGAACAAAAGAUUGGAGCUGAAGACCUUAAGUGCUUGCUUUUUGCCAGUUGACCAGAUAACUAGAACUAUCUGCAUUAUCUAUGCAGCAUGGGGUUUUUAUUAUUUUUACCUAAAGACGUCUCUUUUUGGUAAUGACAAACGUGUUUUUUUAAAAAAAUAAAAAAGCCU